GUCGCACAAAGAAAGCAAGAUAAAAGGCCGGGCUCGUCUACGUCCCUGACGCGUUCUCCACACUAAUUUUCCACGCCUUCGCGUAUACACCCCCCCUCUCCUCUCCCACUUUCUUCCCUUCCCUGCCCGACCUUUCCCUAUCUUCCACUCUCCCACCCAUCCCCUCGAAGAAAUCAAGGUUGAGGCGAAGGAAGAAGACUCCAAGAACCCGAGUUCCGGCACUUGGGGUGGAGAAGACGAGGAAAGUUUCGGCCUUUGAGAUAUCGAGAUCGUCUGACGGCGGCGGCAAUGCUGCGUUCGUGCUUCCGGCCACUGGAACGGUGCUUUGGGAGGCUAGGUGGUGGAGACGAGCUCUUGUGGCACCUGGAUCUCAAGCCCCACGCCGCUGGCGACUUCUCCAUCGCCGUCGUCCAGGCGAACGACUCCCUCGAGGACCAGGGCCAGGUGUUCACCUCCCCAUCGGCCACCUAUGUCGGCGUCUACGACGGCCACGGCGGCCCCGAGGCCUCCCGUUUCGUCAACAGCCGCCUCUUCCCUUACCUCCACAAGUUCGUGACCGAGCAAGGGGGGUUGUCGGUGGACGUGAUAAAGAAGGCGUUCGACGCGACGGAGGAGGAGUUCUUGCAUCUGGUGAAGCGGUCGUGGCUUUCGCGGCCCCAGAUCGCGUCGGUGGGGUCGUGCUGCCUCCUGGGGGCGAUCACGGACGACACGCUCUACGUGGCCAACCUGGGGGACUCCCGCGCGGUGCUCGGCUGCCGAAGCACCGACGGGAGGGCCGUGAUGGCCGAGCGGCUGUCCACCGAUCACAACGUCGCCGUGGAGGAGGUCCGGAAGGAGGUCGCCGCGCUCCACCCGGACGACUCCCACAUCGUGGUACAUAACCGAGGCGUCUGGCGGAUUAAGGGGAUCAUUCAGGUAUCAAGGUCUAUUGGAGACGUCUACCUGAAGAAGCCUGCGUUCGCUUGCGACCCAGUGUUUCAGCAGUCUGUUUUUCCUGUUCCAUUGAAGCGACCGGUUAUCACCGCAGAGCCGUCGAUCCAGACUCAUAAGCUUAAACCAAAUGACUUGUUUUUGAUAUUUGCAUCGGACGGGCUCUGGGAGCAAUUAAGCGAUGAAGCUGCAGUUGAGAUAGUCUUCAAGAGCCCAAGAGCAGGAAUAGCAAAGAGGUUAGUGAGAGCUGCCCUCAAUGAGGCUGCGAGAAAAAGGGAAAUGAGUUAUGAGGAUAUAAAACGGAUAGAGAAGGGAGUAAGGCGCCAUUUUCAUGAUGACAUCACUGUUAUAGUGAUCUAUCUUGAUCAGCAUCGGCAAGGAGGUCAAUAUAGGUUUAAUAGGAGCACUUACAACUGCACUAGUGCACCUAUUGAUGUAUACUCUCUAAACUCGGAUGAAUCAGAAGACCCUCUUCGGCCUGUUCGUUCGGAGUUUGAUGUACAUGAUUCAUACAUACAUAGGUACAUGAAAUGAGUUGUUGCACCAUGGCACUUGGCCUUAUAUCUGACACUGCCAAAAGUGGUGAACAGAAGAGUUUUGAAUAAGAAUAUGGGAAUUGGUGUACAUAAUGAAAUUGAGUUUGUUGACAUGGUCCAGUUUCUUGGUGCUUGUAACAUUUUUAUUUAUUUGUCGCAAUCAAAUUUCUGUUAAAGUUGUACAGAUGGUUUAUACUUGCUUGUUGGAAGUUGGUAGUUGUCAUCA
Molecule: messenger RNA, 1692 nt
Organism: Phoenix dactylifera (date palm)
Lineage: Eukaryota; Viridiplantae; Streptophyta; Magnoliopsida; Arecales; Arecaceae
Product: putative protein phosphatase 2C 78
Biological process (GO): protein dephosphorylation
Molecular function (GO): protein serine/threonine phosphatase activity; cation binding
Source: RefSeq, a predicted model, not a curated record